CAGCUGCAGUCAGCACUUGACAAAAACAUUAAAAUUUCAGAAAAAUUAUAAAGAAAAUAUAGUAAAGUUCUGAAAAAUCAUAUUAAAUUUUAACAGAAUGCUCUUAAUGCCUUAUGAUUAUGUUGAGAAAUUCAUGGAAAUUUUUAAAUUCUAUUUGGCUUUUGUUAAUUUCAUCGAUGUGGUAGUUCCCAAUCAAAAUCGUAGUUUGUGGACGCGUGAAGAAUUCCGACAGAAUGAACGCGAAUUAUAUAGUUUAUACAAUGAUCUAUUGGAAUUAAUAAAACAGCAUAAUAGUCGUGAAUUUCGCAAGUUUACGCGCAUAAAUGUCUCCACCUAUCAGUACUUAAUACGCAUUUUAAAAAAGAAAUUGGUUAAGUACUCUUUGCGUAAACCCAUACCGCCAGAAUGUCGUCUAAUGUUGACGUUAAUCUAUUUAGCCCACGAUUCCGCUAGAACGUUAUUAUCCUUGGCUUUUCGUAUGGGUAAGUCAACGGUUAGAGAAAUUAUAUUGGAUACUUGCCAGGUUAUAUGUGAGGAAUUGGGACCGUCGUACUUAAAAUCCUCUAAAUCAACUGCCGAUGACUAUUUUGCUUGGGCGGAGGAAUUUGAAAAGGAAACCGGUUUACCCAACUGUAUGGGAUGCAUCGAUAUUAUAGAAUUUCAACAUGAUAAGAAAUGCUUUUCUCCUAUUAUUACAAUGGCGGCCUGUAAUGCUAAAUAUCAAAUCACCCAUGCUGAUGUGGCUCUACCCAAAGAGAUUAAGGAAAAGGAUAAUUUCAUUAAUCGUUUAAUACAAAAACAAUUACAAUUACCCAAUGAUAUGGUGAUGCCCGAUACAGGUUUAAUGUUGUCGCCCUAUUUCAUAACCCCUGCCAAUUUUCCUUUGGUUGACAAUGUCAUGAGGCCUUAUCCGGGUAAAAUUUUAACGCCAGAAAAACAUAAUUUAAAUGAAAACUUAAAAGUGGGUUCACGAUUAAUAGAAAAUACAUUGGGUAUUUUGAUUUGGAAAUGGAAGGUGUUGCAGAACAAAUUCACUUGCCGCAUGGACAUUGGAGUGGAACACAUAGUCAAAGCCACCAUGAUUUUACACAACUUUGCCAUGCAACAUGAUUCAUGUUAUUUUCACAAGAAAUUUGUCGAUCAUUAUGAUGAUAAUUCAUUGGAAUUUGUGCCUGGGUUAUGGCGCCAACAAGAUUUUCAAAUAACGCAUUCAAAGAUCUACUAUGAAAGUAAUGCUAAAGAAGAAGCAUUUGCUAACCGAGAUUUAUUAAAAGAAUAUUUAUAUAAUAAACAUAAUAAUCAAUAAAAAAUGAAAAAAAUCUUUAAAAAA
Molecule: messenger RNA, 1330 nt
Organism: Lucilia sericata (common green bottle fly)
Lineage: Eukaryota; Metazoa; Arthropoda; Insecta; Diptera; Calliphoridae
Product: protein ALP1-like
Exons: 2
Coding region: 98-1306 (402 amino acids)
Source: RefSeq, a predicted model, not a curated record